Messenger RNA from Musa acuminata AAA Group (dessert banana), 1989 nucleotides. RefSeq names its product protein PIN-LIKES 6-like. The record is from RefSeq and is a predicted model, not a curated record. The transcript has 12 exons. Gene Ontology annotation, cellular component: membrane. Gene Ontology annotation, biological process: endoplasmic reticulum to cytosol auxin transport. NCBI's taxonomy places the organism in Eukaryota, Viridiplantae, Streptophyta, Magnoliopsida, Zingiberales, Musaceae. The coding region runs from base 351 to 1601 and encodes 416 amino acids.
GUGGGGUUUUCAUGUUCCUCUUGAACGUUUGGUGAGUUUGUGGGAGGGGGGGCUAUAGAUUUGAAGUGGUUAGCAAGAUUGGGAUUGGAAUGGUUGUUGCAACUGGUUGUCAAGAGUUGUUAUAAGUUGACUGUUUUUAUAUGAUCUAAAAGGAGGGAGAGGACAUGUGAAAUCCUUCUUCUAUUCAGAAUUUUUUUGGUAGAUUUGUUUCUUGAUGAUUUUAUGGAAUAGAAACGGCGUUACCUCUUACAAAAAAAUAUUUUUAUUCAGAUUUGGGGAACGAAUAUCGUCUGAUUUGUUCUUGGAGGUUGUUUAAGCAUCAUCAGAGAUCUUAAACAAGCUCUGCGAAUAUGGAGCGCUCUUUGUUGGCCGUCGUAACGGAUGGUCAGAGUGGGAGUAGUGAGUCCGUCUUCGCAUUGAUGAAGUUUGCUGUUCUACCAAUAGCAAAAGUGUUUACAAUGUGCUUUAUGGGGUUUCUUAUGGCCUCCAAGUAUGUCAACAUUCUUCCCGCGAAUGGCCGGAAGCUUCUUAAUGGGCUUGUCUUUUCUCUUCUCCUUCCUUGCCUAAUAUUCUCCCAACUUGGGCGUGCAAUAACUUUGCAGAAGUUGCUCGAGUGGUGGUUUAUUCCUGUUAAUAUCAUUUUGGCAACCAUAUCAGGAUCUCUUGUGGGUCUUGUCGUUGCUUCCAUUGUUCGACCACCACGUCCAUACUUCAAGUUUACCAUUAUAAAUAUUGGAAUUGGAAACAUUGGGAAUAUACCUCUUGUUCUGAUUGCUGCUCUAUGUCGAGACAAAUCAAACCCUUUUGGUGACAGUGACAAAUGUAGCCAGGAUGGGAAUGCUUACAUCUCAUUCGGUCAGUGGGUAGGUGCAAUAGUCCUGUAUACCUAUGUGUUUCAGAUGCUUGCACCACCACCAGGUGAAACCUUUGAUGGGGCAGAUGAGGAGAAACUUCCAACAAAGGUCCCUGUAAAUGACUCCGUGUCUGAUCAAGUGCCAUUGCUGACUUCUAAGGAGCCUGAAAUUACUGGUCAUGAAUCUUCAAGACAAGGGAGACUAAUUGAGCACCUAUGCUACCUAGUCGAAAAGCUAAAGAUAAAGCAAGUUUUUCAGCCUCCUAUUAUUGCCUCGGUCCUGGCAAUUGUAAUUGGCAUUGUUCCAUUUCUGAAGCACCUCAUCCUAACAGAUGAUGCCCCAUUCUUCUUUUUCACUGACAGCUGCCUUAUUCUUGGGGAAGCAAUGAUUCCAUGCAUUUUGCUUGCCUUGGGUGGUAAUCUCGUUGAUGGUCCUGGUGCAGGGAGUAGAAGACUUGGGUUAAGAACGACUGUGGCUAUCAUAUUUGGGCGAUUGGUCUUGGUUCCUCCUGCAGGGCUUGCCAUUGUCACUGUUGCGGACAAGCUUGGACUUUUUCCCAGGGAUGACAAAAUGUUCAAAUUUAUCCUCCUGCUGCAACACACAAUGCCCACCUCGGUCCUUUCUGGUGCAGUUGCCAGUUUAAGAGGCUGCGGAAAGGAAGCAGCUUCUGUUCUAUUCUGGGUUCACAUUUUUGCUGUCUUCUCCAUGGCUGGAUGGAUUGUUCUCUAUCUGCGCUUACUUUUCUAAGCCUCGUACAGUCUCACCAAUGUGGUUGAUGUACAUAUUUGCCCACCUGAGUAACACAUCAAUAGGAAUAUAUAGAUAUACAUCUGCAGCAGCAGGUCCUUUGACUGAUGACAUCGGUUUUCCUACAACAACAACAAAAAUGCACUAGUCAUUCGAUGCCGAAAACAUUAUCAUUAUCUUGCAGAGAAUCUUCUGUCCAUUGAGAGGAUCCAAUUAAGAUCAAGCACUUGCUGACUUCAUCUCUAUCACAAGCUAUUAUUGGUUUAAUAUUUGUAGUGACUCCUUGGAACCGUUCCAAUAUUAAUUUUGGUUAUAUUAGAUUGAAUUGUAAGGAUUCUUCAGCUGUUGCAUUAAUCACCUAAUAAUCAUUUUUUUGAUGUGUCUCCAA